Molecule: messenger RNA, 2540 nt
Organism: Raphanus sativus (radish)
Lineage: Eukaryota; Viridiplantae; Streptophyta; Magnoliopsida; Brassicales; Brassicaceae
Product: protein SCARECROW
Exons: 2
Coding region: 522-2426 (634 amino acids)
Biological process (GO): regulation of DNA-templated transcription; bundle sheath cell fate specification; gravitropism
Cellular component (GO): nucleus
Molecular function (GO): DNA-binding transcription factor activity; sequence-specific DNA binding
Source: RefSeq, a predicted model, not a curated record
UGUUGUUUUUGAGAUAGGGAGAGAGUGGUGGAGGAAGAAACAAAGAUGGAUCGGCAAAAGGAAGAAGCUAAACAGGCAACGACGAACAUCUCCGAUCUCCCACCUAAUCUCUUCCCCCGUUUAUACUAUUUUAAAACCAAAAAUUUAAUUAAUAGAGAAAAAGAGAGAGAGAGAGAGAGAGAGAGAGAGAAGGAGUUAAUACGAAUAGAGGUAGAGAGAGUCAUUAAAACCAAUGAAGCGACAUUCACAAUAAUUCGAAAAGGAGGAAGACGAGUUACAUACGGCCAGGCUAGGCAUCUCUCUCUAUCUCUCGUCCACCAAAACAAAUCUCUCUAACCUUUCCUCUACAAGAAUCAUCCUUCUCCCAACACACUCCCUUCCAAAUUAAAACACUCUUUCUUUUUUCUAUCUUCAUCGGACAUCGUGAAGAACAAAGAGUUAAAAUUAAGAAUCCCCAUAAAGAGAGAGGGAUAAGAAGAGUAGUCUAUUUAAAACCAUGCAAUCUCACGACAACAACCUCCAUGGCGGAAUCAAGCGGUAGAACCACUUCUUCCGACAACACCAGCACCAACCGUACUGUUCCUCCUCUUCCUCCUCCUGCUUCAGCUAUGGUGAGAAAGAGAUUAGCUUCCGAGAUGUCUUCAUCUCCUUCCUUAAACAACAACCAACGUCUUCCCCCUCCUCACCGCGUCUCACACCUCCCUGACUCCUCCUCCAACUACAUCAUCACGCCUGACUCGACAACCCACCCGACACCACCCGUCUCCGUCUGCGGCUUCUCCGGCCUUCCGGUUUUUCCUUCCGACAACAACCGGACAACAACAGCCAUGUCCGUACAACCAAUGGAACAACAACAACAACAACAACAACAAGACUCCUCUGCUUCAUCUUCUUCUUCACCAACGGUCUGGGUGGACGCCAUCAUCAGAGACUUAAUCAACUCCUCAGCUUCGGUCUCUAUCCCUCAGCUUAUCCAAAACGUCAGAGACAUCAUCUUCCCUUGUAACCCUAACCUCGGCGCUCUUCUCGAGUACAGACUCCGCUCUCUCAUGCUUCUCGAUCCUCCUCCUUCCUCCGACCCUCCUCCUCCUUUCGACUCCAUCUCUCAAUACCAUCAGAUCUCCAACAACCCUUCUCCUCCUCCUCUAACACAACAACAACAACAACAACAGCCCAAACCUCCUCCUCCUCCUCCGGUUCAGCAGCAAGAGAGAGAGAACUCUCCACCACCGCCCGAGACUGUUACCACCACAAACACAAACACGGCGGAGGCGUUGAGAGAGAGAAAAGAAGAGAUCAAAAGACAGAAACAAGACGAGGAAGGCCUCCACCUCCUCACUCUCCUCCUCCAGUGCGCCGAAGCCGUCUCCGCGGACAACCUCGAGGAAGCCAACAAGCUCCUCCUCGAGAUCUCUCAGCUCUCCACUCCCUACGGAACCUCCGCGCAGCGCGUCGCCGCCUACUUCUCCGAAGCCAUGUCCGCUCGCCUCCUCAACUCCUGCCUCGGCAUCUACGCCGCCCUCCCUUCCCGCUGGAUGCCCCAGACCCACAGCCUCAAGAUGGUCUCCGCCUUCCAGGUCUUCAACGGGAUCAGCCCCCUCGUCAAGUUCUCCCACUUCACGGCCAACCAGGCGAUCCAGGAGGCCUUCGAGAAAGAGGACUGCGUCCACAUCAUCGAUCUCGACAUCAUGCAGGGGCUUCAGUGGCCUGGUCUGUUUCAUAUACUCGCUUCUAGACCUGGUGGUCCUCCUCACGUGCGUCUCACGGGACUUGGUACUUCUAUGGAAGCUCUUCAGGCUACUGGGAAGCGUCUUUCGGAUUUCGCGGAUAAGCUCGGCUUGCCUUUUGAGUUCUGUCCUUUGGCUGAGAAAGUUGGGAACUUGGAUGCUGAGAGACUUAAUGUGAGGAAGAGAGAAGCUGUUGCUGUUCAUUGGCUUCAGCAUUCUCUUUAUGAUGUUACUGGCUCUGAUACACACACUCUAUGGUUACUCCAAAGAUUAGCUCCAAAGGUGGUGACAGUAGUGGAACAAGACUUGAGCCAUGCUGGUUCUUUCCUUGGAAGAUUUGUGGAAGCGAUACAUUACUACUCGGCGCUGUUUGAUUCCUUGGGAGCUAGCUACGGAGAAGAGAGCGAGGAGAGACACGUGGUGGAGCAGCAGCUGCUGUCCAAAGAGAUAAGGAACGUAUUGGCUGUUGGUGGACCGUCGAGGAGCGGCGAAGUGAAGUUCGAGAGCUGGAGGGAGAAGAUGCAGCAGUGUGGAUUCAAAGGGAUAUCUUUGGCUGGGAACGCAGCGACGCAGGCGACGCUUUUGCUGGGGAUGUUUCCGUCGGAUGGUUAUACUUUGGUUGAUGAUAAUGGUACGCUUAAGCUUGGAUGGAAAGAUCUCUCGUUACUUACUGCUUCAGCUUGGACUCCUUGUUCUUAGAUUUUUUAUUUUUAGUUUUCUCUCUUUUGAUUCACACAAACAAUGCCCAUAAAUAGAGUCUUACUACUACUUUUUGUUUAUGUAAUGAGAAGAGAGGAUUCUUAAGUUGUUUUA